Molecule: messenger RNA, 2605 nt
Organism: Carassius auratus (goldfish)
Lineage: Eukaryota; Metazoa; Chordata; Actinopteri; Cypriniformes; Cyprinidae
Product: tubby-related protein 3-like
Exons: 8
Biological process (GO): protein localization to cilium
Cellular component (GO): cilium
Source: RefSeq, a predicted model, not a curated record
UGUGUGUGUGUGUGUGUGUCAGGCAUCGACGGCCCCGCGGCUCUGCUGGGGUCAGAAGCUCCAGAUCUGUGCAGUAAGAUCCAGGUUCAGUCGGUCAGUCCACCGCAGGAGACCUCGCCGCCCGCCGCAGACGAGCCAGAGACAGACGCAGACACACACACACUGCUGGAGCCCAAACCUGACAUACACACACUGCUGCAGAGGAGCGGACUGUCCGGCAGCAUGAACUACGACGAGGCCAGCGAGGAAGACGAUGAUGAAGCUGAGGAGAGAAGCCGAUCGCUGUCGCCGAACACAGAGAGCACUCGUCCUGCGUCGGCCUCCAGCAGCAAAUCCACCACGGAGUGUGUCCCGCUGGGUUCUCCGUCGGCUGAGGGCUCCUCCAUUGAGGUGGAUAAUCUGGAGGAGUUUGUGCUCCGUCCGGCUCCGAGGGGGGUCACCGUCAAGUGCCGCAUCUCACGAGACAAGAAGGGCAUGGAUCGCGGUCUCUAUCCCACGUAUUAUAUGCAUCUGGAGAGAGAAGACGGCAAGAAGGUGUUCUUACUGGCCGGACGCAAGAGGAAAAAGAGCAAAACAUCCAACUAUCUGAUCUCUGUGGACGCCACAGAUCUGUCCCGUGAGGGCGAGAGCUUCAUAGGAAAACUGAGGUCGAAUCUGAUGGGAACCAAGUUUACGGUGUACGAUAACGGCACGAAUCCCACGAAAACCCCCGGAGCGCUGCUGGAGGAGACCAACACUCGGCAGGAGCUCGCCGCCAUCUGCUACGAGACCAAUGUUCUGGGCUUCAAAGGGCCGCGGAAGAUGACCGUCAUCAUUCCUGGGAUGAACAUGAACUUCGAGCGUGUUCCGGUUCGUCCGGCGUGUGAGCAGGAGUCUCUGCUGAGUAAAUGGCAGAAUCACUCGCUGGAGAAUCUGAUCGAGCUGCACAAUAAAGCGCCGGUGUGGAACGACGACACACAGUCUUACGUGCUCAACUUCCACGGCAGGGUCACGCAGGCCUCCGUCAAGAACUUCCAGAUCGUGCACGAUAACGACCCUGACUACAUCGUGAUGCAGUUUGGUCGUGUGGCGGAGGACAUCUUCACUCUGGACUUUAACUACCCCAUGUGUGCCCUGCAGGCCUUUGCUAUCGGCCUGUCCAGCUUCGACAGCAAACUGGCCUGCGAGUGACCAUGACACACACACACACACACACACACACACACACACACACACACACACACACACACACACACACACACACACACACACUCAGGACACUAAAGCGCAGUCGUCCUCAGGAAGAGGACUUGUGCUGUAUCACAAUAAUUACAAACAAAAGGACCAAAUUAAUUGUUUUAUAAAUGAAACACAUCGAAUCAUUUAACCUUCUACUACCUAGAAUAACUGACAAGAUGAUCCUGCAAGUUUGUUUUCUGCAGAAAAAGAAGAUACGCAGGAUUAAUGCUUUAAUGGACCCAUAGAAAAGAGACUGAAAUGGAGAGAUUUUAUUUAAGCUUUUUAUGAUGUCUGAGGGAUUUGAAGAGUAUUAAGAACAUUUUGGGGUCAGAACUUUAUUGAAGCUUGUUUCUGCCAUGGGAUAAAAAAAAAAAACUUAACUGUUACUGUUUUUCUCACAGUUGUGAGAUUAUAUCUCAUAAAUCAACAUUAAUGUCUCACAAUUCUGAGUUUAUAUCAUGCAAUUUUGUACUUAUAGCUAGCAAUUCUGCCCUUAUAUCUCACAUUGUUUAUAUCUCACUAUUCUGCAUUUAUAUCGCAAUUCUGAGUUUAUAUCGCACAAUUCUGCAUUUAUAUCGCAAUUCUGAUUAUUUUACACACUUCUGAUUUUAUAUCUCACAAUUCUGUGUAUAUAUCAUAAAUCAGAUUUUAAUUUCUCACAACUGAAAUGGUCACAAUGACUUAUUUUUAAUCUCGUGAAAACAAGCUUCCAUAGACUUCACCGCUGAAAUUAAAAAACGAUAUAUAUUUUGCAUUAAAAAAAUACAAAUAAAUAACAAAUCAUGUAAAAGAGCAAUUGGGAAUUACAAUAAAUUAUACAUAUCCAUUAUGGUAGUGAAAAUGUUCAUGUUUAAAAAUAUGCUUUUUUUUUUUUCUUCAGGUACAGUGUGUUUUCUUUUUUUUUUCUUUUUUAUUAAUAAGGUGAUAUGUGUCCUAGAUGUAUCUUCAUGAGUUUUACAUUUUUUAUUUGGACGACUAUGUAUUUUUUGCAUUCUGCAUGUUGAAAUAUGACAUUUUUAUCACUUGUUUUUAAACGUGGUCCGUUAUUUGUCUUUUCACUAGUCUUUGCUCACCAUAAGUCCCUGAGGAAACACACUGCAUGUUACUGAACGCGGAGAAGCGCUGGAUGGAGAAAAAGGGAAGCUCGAGCACAUUUGGUUUCCUGUUGAUAUGAUUGAUGUGUGUUAAUAUUCAUCCUAUGUUGCGUGUCUGUCAACCAAGAGUAUACUGACAUUUUAUAUAUAUGUGUAUAUAUAUAUAUUAAAAAAGCAAAACAAUUUUGUUUUCAUUUUAAACCAAUAACCUGUUUGCACAAACUGUAUUUUAUGAUGACACUGUUGGUAGAAAUGCUGUAAUUAAAAGUCAGAAAUAUGGAAAAUCGAAUGCA